AUGUUUAUGAAAUUUGUGCUGUUUAUAAUUGUGCGAGCAUCGAAGGGGAAAGGUCAGGAGCGUGUGGGCAGCUCUCUGCUCAGUCCACAGGAGAAUGAGAGGCUGGAGGAUCUGCUGGGCAGGAGGUGUAUGGACUGUCAAGUGGGGUUGAACUUUGCAGAUGUAGGAGAGGCUGAAAAUUUCUUUGCUGUAGUGGAGGACAAGAUCAGCCAGAGAAAUAGUCGUUUUGAGAAACAGCAGAAAAAAGGACAAGAAUAUAGAGAUCAUGGAGCUUUGCCACCACUUCCUCGGCCAAAUGGCUCUGGCAUUCUUACCUCUUCUCCCAUGCCUCCACUGGUACCAAGUAAUAUCCAGAACCAAAUUACCCCUUCCAAAUCAAAGAAAGACAAGAAAGAGAAAGACAAGAAAAAUAAAAAGAAAGGAUUCAAACUGUUGAAGGGGGAUAUUGGAGCACCCAGUGGAUUCACGCAUGUCAGUCACCUUGGCAUGGGUUCCAACAGUUUGGACCCAGACCUGAUGAAACUUCUGUCCCGUGCUGGGAUCAGUGAAGCAGAUAUGAAUGACUCGGAAACCUCUCAGCUCAUUUAUGAUGUCAUUGAGCGUUCAGGUGGAAUAGAGGCUGUUAAAAAGGAAGUGAACGAGCAGGAGUCUGCACGCCCUCCUGUUCCCAGUGGACAUCGGGGUUCUCUUUCCCAAGUGCCAUCUGGGUUCUCCUCAGCACCGCCACCCCUACCUCAAGGUCGAAUGGGGCCUCUACCGCCUGUCCCGGGUCAAUCCUCUGGUCCACCUUCUCAUCGAGGUUCCCUUCCACCUACACCUCCAAGAGCAGUUGCAUCACCACAAACCCCCGAGGGCCGUGGCGGUCCUCUGCCAGCCCGAUCCACAUCAUUAGGCCCCCUGCCACCGGUUCCUGCUGGAGGCCGCACUGGACCCUUGCCUCAACCUCCAGGACUCCGCAGCGCACCUUUACCACCUCCACCUGGAGGUCGGAGUGGAGGUUUACCCCCACCACCACUUAAAGGAGAACGUAAAGAGUCUUUAGCCCCCAUUCCAGGAAAGAGACCUGGACCACAAAUGACCGAAAGACGAGGUAGCUUUCUGCCGCCCCAACCUGCUGGGGCAGCUCCACCACCACUACCACCGGGUGUGAGGAGCGCACCCUUACCCCCACCUCCGAGAGACAACAGUGAAUGUUUGCCACCUCCGCCUCAAUCUAAUAUGCCAUUACCUCCUCCCCCAUCUGAUUUCUUCCCUCCUCCUCCACCUGAAGACUUUGCUGAUUCUGUGCCUCCACCUCGUCCAUUUGAAUCCAACUUUCCUCCCCGAAGCAAUUCCUCGGGUUUCGCCCCUCCACCCCCUCCAAUCUCAGCCAAACGCAGUGCAGGCGGUCCGUCUCCACCACCUCCUCCUCCUCCACCUCCCGCUGCUCCUCCUCCAGUGAACUUUGGAAGCAAUCCCUCAUCUCCAAGUGGUCCGCCACCUCCAGCAUCCAGCGGUGGUGAAGAGGGUAGAGGAGCAUUACUUGCCCAGAUACAGUCAGGGAUGAAACUCAAAAAGGUGGCCACCAACCCAGAUCCACCUUCACCUGCCCUGGAUACAGAAGAGGGAAUAGUUGGAGCUCUAAUGAUGGUGAUGCAGAAGAGGAGUAAAGUCAUCCAUUCAUCUGAAGAGGAUGAUGAAUUUGAUGAUGACGAGGACGACGAUGAAGAGUGGGAUUAAUCCUGGUGUAAUUGAAAUACUUUCAAUACAUGAACCUAGGCAGUUUUACAUGUUUUGGAAGUUAAACAACACUGAUCCAAAGCAUUUUCUCUAGGGAUGCACUGACAUUCUGGCCAAUUCAGAAAAACGCUGAUAAAUGGCUAAUAUUAAAAUUC
Messenger RNA from Sinocyclocheilus grahami, 1874 nucleotides. Its product is annotated as wiskott-Aldrich syndrome protein homolog. The transcript has 9 exons. Gene Ontology annotation, molecular function: actin binding. The record is from RefSeq and is a predicted model, not a curated record. Bases 1 to 1719 code for a protein of 572 amino acids. Lineage: Eukaryota; Metazoa; Chordata; Actinopteri; Cypriniformes; Cyprinidae. Gene Ontology annotation, biological process: actin filament organization.